UGUGUUUAUAUGCCGCUAGCUCGAUCCGCGCGCGGCGCUCGUGCCAAGACGAGCUCGAGGAGCCAGACAAGACGCGCGGAGACGCGCCACUACAUUGCUUUGCAGCCCUGCGCCGGCGACGCCAGCCGCCGAGGCCGACACAUCGCAGUAGAGACACCACAGGAGAGAGGCUAGCCAACAGCUGCGCGCGCCGAGAGACGGAUGACCUUCUCCGAGGCCGAGCGCGACCACCAGCGCGCGCGCGAGCUGCGCACCAAGGAAGACGGGUCCCAGCAGAAGCGCGCGAAACGCGCGGCCAAGGCAAAGAAGAAGAGCGACAAAAAGGCCGCGAAGCGCGCCGCGAAGCGCCUCAAGCGGGACAAGAAGAAGCGGAAGGCGGCGCCCGAACCUCAAUCGUCGUCGUCGAGCGCGUCGGAGGACGAUGAGGAUGAGGACGAGGACGCCGCGAUCGAGCGCGAGCGCGCGGCGCGGCGCGAGCGCGCGGCGGCGGCCGAGGCGCGCGCCCAGGAGCGGGCCGAGAAUCCUGCGCCGGCGCCGGCGUACUACACGGUGCUGGACAUUGGUUCCGCAUCGAAGCCGCAGGACGCCGCGGCCAUCGCGGCGGCGGCGCUGCUGCCUCCGGAAGUUCCGGAGUCGUGCGUCAUCCGGCCGCGGUCGCCCUUGCGCGUCGAGGGCCCGGCGGCGCCGCCGGCCCCGGCGUACGAGGGGCCCGCGCGGCCGCCCGCGGAGGGCCCGGCGCCGCCGCCCCGGCCCGCGGGCCGCGGGCUCGGGGCGACCAAGCCCGCCUGGAUGACCCAGGGGACCGCCGCGCCCGCUCCGGCGCCUGCGCCCGCGCCCGCGGCGGCGAACCCGUUCGCCCCGCCGGCGUCGUACGCAGCUCCGACCGGCGGCCGCGGCCGCGGCGCCACGAUGCCCGCCUGGAUGACCCAGGGCACGGCCGCGCCCGCCGCCGCCGCGCCAGCCCCGGCCGCAUUUGCUCCGCCAGCGUCGUACGCGCCGGCACGCGCCGCCGCCGCGCCGGCCCCGGCCGCCUUUGCUCCGCCAGCGUCGUACGCGCCGGCACGCGCCGCCGCCGCGCCGGCGCCCGCCGCACCGGACUACGACGCGGCCAUGGCGGCGUACGGCGAGGCGAUGGCGGCGACGCGCGAGGCGGCCACGCGGCAGCAGCCGCCGCCACAGCAGCAGUACGGCGCGCCCGCGACACAAUACAGCGCGCCCCAAUACGGCGCGCCCGCGCAAGGCCAAGCGCCGCAAUACGGCGCGCAGGGCGGCCUGCCGCCGCCCUGGCAGGUCGUCCACGCGCCGGGCCAGCCGCGGCCGUACUACUACAACCCCGCCACGGGGGUGACGACGUGGGAGCCGCCGCCGCCGCAGCCCUCCUACGCGCCGCCCGCGCAGCCCUACGGCGCCUACGCGCGGCCCUACGGCGCCCCGCCGGCGCAGUCGUACGGCGCAACACAGGCCGCGGCGGCCGCGGCGCAGCCGUACGCCGCCCCGGCUCCAAACCAGUACGGCGCCGCGGGGAUCCGGCCGUCGCCGACGAUGCAGCGCUACGGCGCGGCGGGCAUCGCCCAGGCCGCGGCGCCGCGGCCGACCGUCUCGGCGGACAAGAUCGCCGCCGCGCAGGCCGUGGCGGCGCGCUUCGUCCCCGGUUACCGGCCGCCGGGGCAGGCGGCGGCGCGGCCGGCGCCGGCCGCGGGGGCGCCGGGCCGGGGCCGCGGGGCCACGACGCCCGCCUGGAUGACCCAGGGUACCAAGCCGGCCGCGCCGUCGGCGCUCGCCGGCGGCCGGGGCCGCGGCGCCACGAUGCCCGCGUGGAUGACACAGGGCACCGCGACGGCGGCGCCGGCGCCGGCGCCCGCGCAGGUAUCCGCCGAGGUGACGGCCGCGACGGACGCGCUCUUCGCGUCCCUUGGAGGGGAAUUUGCGGCAUCGGUGGCAGCGCCCGCUUCCGCGGCCGACGACGAGGUGUCGCGCGCGCAGGACGCGGCGCGGCGCAUCAUGGCCGCGCGGUUCGGGCAAUCGUGA
This is a messenger RNA of Pelagomonas calceolata, 2028 nucleotides long. NCBI's taxonomy places the organism in Eukaryota, Pelagophyceae, Pelagomonadales, Pelagomonadaceae. The record is from the annotation of a GenBank genome assembly.